AAAUCAUACCAAAAAGCAUUUAAUUACAUUACAACAACAAAAAAACAUGCAAUCUCCAAAACUCAUCCUCUUAACACUCUUCUUGUCUCUUCAAACACUCUCCAUUGCUUCUCAAAUUCUUCCUCUUCCUUCUUCUUCAAACACUUCCUCAACCAUAUGCAAAACGACACCGGAUCCAAAAUUCUGCAAAUCAGUGUUCCCACAAACAUCUCAAGGCGACGUCCGCGAAUACGGCCGCUUCUCCCUCCGCAAAUCGCUAACGCAAUCGCGAAAGUUCACGCGAACGAUCGACAAAUACAUCAAACGCAACAAUGCCUUCCUCUCCAAAUCCGCCGUUGGAGCUCUCCAAGACUGCCGUUACCUGGCGAGCCUCACAACUGACUAUCUCAUAACUUCGUUCGAUACCGUCAACAUCACCGGAUCAUCAACCAAAACGCUGUCGUCUUCGAAAGCCGACGAAAUCCAAACGCUUCUCUCCGCGGCUUUGACUAACGAGCAAACAUGUCUCGAGGGAAUCAACACGGCCGCGUCCUCUUCUUGGACGAUACGAAACGGCGUCGCAUUGCCUCUAAUCAACGACACGAAGCUCUUUAGCGUCUCACUCGCUUUAUUUACCAAAGGUUGGGUUCCAAAGAAGAAGAAACAAGUAGCUGCGGCCGGUUACUCUUGGGCUUACUCGAAGAGCACUCACACACAGACAAACCCAUUCCGUCACUUCCGUAACGGAGCUUUACCGUUAAAGAUGUCGGAACACACGCGCGCCGUUUACGAGUCUUUAAGCAGGAGGAAGCUCGCCGACGGCGACGAUAAUGACGGGAACACUGUCCUCGUGAGCGACAUCGUAACGGUGAACCAAAACGGAACGGGGAAUUUCACGACCAUAACGGAAGCUCUUACGGCGGCGCCGAACAAAACUGACGGUACCGGCGGUUACUUCGUUAUCUACGUGACGUCAGGUGUUUAUGAGGAAAACGUAGUGAUUGCCAAAAACAAAAGGUAUCUUAUGAUGAUCGGUGACGGAAUUAACCGUACGGUGGUUACCGGUAACCGGAACGUCGUCGACGGUUGGACCACUUUCAACUCCGCCACUUUUGCUGUUACAUCGCCGAACUUUGUUGCCGUAAACAUGACUUUCCGAAACACCGCUGGACCAGAGAAGCACCAGGCCGUGGCUAUGAGGAGCAGUGCUGAUCUCUCCAUCUUCUAUAGUUGCAGUUUCGAAGCUUAUCAAGACACUUUAUACACGCAUUCGUUAAGACAGUUCUAUAGAGAAUGUGACAUUUAUGGAACAGUCGAUUUCAUUUUCGGCAAUGCAGCUGUUGUGUUUCAGAACUGUAAUCUAUAUCCGAGACAACCGAUGCAGAACCAGUUUAACGCUAUUACAGCCCAAGGUCGUACUGAUCCGAAUCAGAACACAGGGAUCUCGAUCCACAAUUGUACGAUUAAACCGGCUGAUGAUUUGGCUUCGAGCAACUAUACGGUUAAAACGUAUUUGGGACGACCGUGGAAGGAGUACUCACGUACGGUUGUUAUGCAAUCGUACAUUGACGAGGUUGUUGAACCUAUUGGUUGGAGAGAAUGGAACGGAGACUUUGCAUUGAGUACGUUGUACUAUGCUGAGUAUAAUAAUACCGGAUCCGGUUCGAAUACCACGGACCGAGUGGUUUGGCCCGGUUAUCACGUGAUUAAUUCUACCGAUGCGAGUAAUUUCACGGUUUCGAAUUUCUUACUAGGAGAUGGUUGGAUGGUUCAGAGUGGUGUACCUUAUCUUAGCGGUUUACUUUCGUAAUUUCUUGUAUUAUUUAUUUAUUUACUUGGGAAAGUUGUAGACCAAUACAGUUAAAAUAAAAAUUGUUGUAAUUUUGAACAU
Molecule: messenger RNA, 1870 nt
Organism: Camelina sativa (false flax)
Lineage: Eukaryota; Viridiplantae; Streptophyta; Magnoliopsida; Brassicales; Brassicaceae
Product: putative pectinesterase/pectinesterase inhibitor 41
Biological process (GO): cell wall modification
Molecular function (GO): pectinesterase activity; enzyme inhibitor activity
Source: RefSeq, a predicted model, not a curated record